Messenger RNA from Lachancea thermotolerans CBS 6340, 1569 nucleotides. RefSeq names its product PEX28-32 family peroxisomal membrane protein. The record is from RefSeq and is a predicted model, not a curated record. Gene Ontology annotation, biological process: peroxisome organization. Gene Ontology annotation, cellular component: peroxisomal membrane. Bases 1 to 1569 code for a protein of 522 amino acids. NCBI's taxonomy places the organism in Eukaryota, Fungi, Ascomycota, Saccharomycetes, Saccharomycetales, Saccharomycetaceae. The transcript has a single exon.
AUGAGUGAGCAUCCCAAGGAACGCGAAACAAGAGCACGUUUUGUUGAGGAACCGACAGCUAGACUUGGAGGAAAAACCAACAAAGUUCUCAGAAGCGCCUUGAAGAACCGUGGCAAGAAAGCACUGGGAGAAAGCGAGCAGGAAGAAGUUGAAUCGUCACCACUUUUGACUUCAACCCCUCCUACAGUAUCAAAAGCACUAGUGAGACUAUACCCUUAUCUAAUUAUCACCGACAAGGUUUUGAGCAUAAUAACAUGGACCAAUGAUGAUAUAUGGCCAAGUGUGCUGGUGGUCGUGGGAUACAUCACGUCUGUUUUGUACUUCCAAAACAUCUUGAAAUACUUCGGUCAUCUGGUGUUGGUGGGAAUACUAGGAUGCUAUUCACUCUUGGAUAUGUUUGUGGAGGAAUCAAUCAAAGAUCGCCCCACUCUCGAUGACAUUGUCCACAUCAUCACAUGCGUUAAUGCAAAGGCCGAUUUGUUACUGUCACCGAUUGCUGUGCUGACUGGGAAUGAUGUGAAAAGGCUUCUGUUUACUACUAUUUUUCUCUCACCGCUAUAUGUGAUCAUUACACUAUUCAUCUUUCCUCCCCGUCGCCUCUUGCUCUUCGGAGGCGUUUACUUGUUAACGUAUCAUUCAGCAUGGUCUAGAGUGAGCCGGAAACUGUUAUGGAAAUUCAAGCUUGUUAGGCUUUUAGUGUUUUACAUCACCGGCCUUGACCUAAGUGGUGUCAACAAAAACCAAGGCAUUUUCGCGGCUGUACAAAGCAAGGUUAAGAAGAUGUCGUCAACAAGAGGAAUUUCUGAAGAGGGCAAGCCUAUUAGGUUCACGUAUGUUCUUUAUGAGAAUCAGCGCAAGUGGUUAGGUAUUGGUUGGACCUCAAACAUGUUGAGCUACGAAAGAGCACCAUGGAGCGAUGAGUUCAUAAACGAAGCACCAUCGCCGGAAAACUUCAGACUGCCAGAAGAGAACAUGGGGAUGACAUGGAGGUGGGUUGAUAGGACAUGGAGACUUGAUUUAACCAAUGACGGUGCCAUUCAAUUACCAAGCUCGCGCCCUAAAACAUCGGCACAACCCAACUCCGAUGAAGGGUUCAUCUACUACGACAAUACCUGGAAAAAGCCUUCCACCGAGGACUCCUUCUCAAAGUAUACGAGGCGCAGAAGGUGGAUACGCACGGCAGAACUUCUGAGAGGCGACGUACUCGACGUGGGCGGUAUCAUGUCUUCAGCUAGCGCCGUGGACCCAACACCUCAAAACGUGACCGUUGCAGGCGACACAGCAAAGCCAGAAGGGACGGAACCGCCUUCGACCAUACUCGAAAACGUCAAAGAGCUGGAGUCGUUCAGGCGAAAGGUGUCAUUCAAUGACACCGAGGACGUACAUAUCAUACCGUCAGACGAGAAGACCCGUGCCCCCCAGCUCGCUGUGACAGACGAGGACGAGGAGAACGAAGCUGAAGGCGAGGCCAGUGGUAUUACUGAGCGCUCCAGCGCUCGCGACUUAAACGUUGAUCCUCCUCCAACAAGCCCGCCUGGCGCGGCUGUCGAGACUAAAAAACAUGUGUAG